Molecule: messenger RNA, 2361 nt
Organism: Durusdinium trenchii
Lineage: Eukaryota; Dinophyceae; Suessiales; Symbiodiniaceae
Source: the annotation of a GenBank genome assembly
CCAGGAGAUAAAACUGUGGGUACGCAGAUGUGAGCAUUUGUGAGCCGAAGGGAAAGGCCGUUGCUGUGAGCAUUUGUGCGCUGGACAUUGCUCAAGACUCUCCAUGAUUUGAUACCCCUUUUGCGCUUUUUCCCUGACAGCACCACAGUUUCAGUGCUAUGCCGUGCCAUGUACGACGGCCGACACCGCUGGAAGAGCAUUCGAAGUCACUUCAAAACAGCACCGGAGAUGCCGAGCCGAUGCUGUUCCCAAUGUACACCGUGCCUGUGAGUGCAAUCCUGUCCAUGACAACCCUGGAACCUCAUGAGGCACUGAAGCUGCAAGGCCUGCUGGUUCAAUUUGACAAGACUAUGGGCAAGGCCCUGUUUGUGUCACACCAGUGGGUGGGUAAACGCCAUCCAGACCCCGAUUUCAUCCAGUUCAGUGUGCUACAAGAUGCUUUGAGGCAUCUCAUGUCCGAAGUGCAAUAUAUAGAACUGGACGUCCGGACCGAGGUUGCUUUGCCAAGUGCCAAGCCUUUCGCGACUGCAGAGCUGAAAUCGGCCCCUCUCUUUGUUUGGUAUGACUACUUCUCCUGCCCACAGCUGGAGCAUUUAGUUUCGCACAAGCUUGUUGAGAGCGGACUGAUGAGCGACCUCGCCAAGGCGGUGAACAGCAUUCCGCUCUAUGUCGCUCAAUGCUCCUUCUUCUUUGCACUUUGCCCGGUCAUCGAAAGCGAAGACCAUUCCAAGUUGCUCGGCCCCCAGAGCUGGGCAUCCCGAGGCUGGUGCCGCAUUGAGAGGUGUUGUCGGGAGCUCUCUCCAGAAGGCUCCUGGGUCCUGAUCCGGAGUGCCAAGCAGAUGGAGUUGAUCUGCUCUCCACUAGCCACUCCAGGGUCUGGGUCGCCGGGUGAAGGCCAGUUCACUGUGGAGGAAGACCGCCAGAGGCUCGGGCCGAUUCUCUUGAAGACCUUGCAGCGAAAGCUGCGAUUCUUGCUGCAGUCAGGAGACCUUGUGGGAUAUAGGGUCCUUUUGAACCAUCAACCUCUUUUUCUAAGGGGUUUUCAUGUGCCGGCCAUGUAUGACCUUGUUCCUGGCUUUGACGCCGACCCCUUCAAAGAUGGUGCCCUGACCGUGUCCAAGUUCCUCUACAACAACGGCUUCAGCAAGGUGACGGAGGUGGACCAGGUUGGUUGGACCCCCUUGCAUUAUGCUGGUUGCCGUGGUGAUCCUGACUUGGUUCGAGCCUUGCUGGCACAGCGUGCGAACCCGAAUGUCAAGGCUGCGAAGGACAAUGUCAUGGCAGGAGCGCUGCCCAAAUGGAGGGUGAUGACGAGUGUUGCCGCCUGCAGACAUCAUGAGGUCGCCCGCAUUUUGAUAGAGGCCAAAGCUGAACUGAGCGGGACACAGUUGGUGGGAGCAUGCAUCGGCAAUGAUCCCGAGGGAAUCCGACUCCUUUGUGAAGUGGGUGGUGUGAGCCCUCAUGCCGCGGAUCACGAGGGUGGAUAUGGAGUGCUGGCGAUUAAUCUUGCUUGCAUGUAUGGAGCCACCGCUGCGCUGGAAGAACUGGUUGCCCAGGCCGUGCGUGGCAGUGCCAGUGGCAUGAGGCAGGGCAGUAUUGAUGUGUCCCAUGCGUUUUGGCUUGCGGCUUGCUUCGGGAAUUGCAGUGCGGAGCUGGUGGAUACCUUGCUGGAUCUGCGGGCCGAUGUCAAUGAGCAGUUCCACCUCAGUGUGAGACAUCCGGUGGGACUGCUGGUCAAAGUCAUGGCCCUGAAGCAUCGUUUUGGCAAGCAGACACACUUCAGCAGAAUGAGCUUCCAUGCCAAGGGUGCUACUCCUUUGAUGCAAGCAGUGAUGGGGGGACAGUAUGAAGCGGCCGCAGCUCUCAUUGCCAGGGGCGCACGCUUGGACUUGCGCAACUCGCAUGGCUACACUGUGGCAGACCUAGCCAAGGGCCGAUCGCCGCCGGUGUUUCUAGUGCAAGCCUUUGCGGGGCAAUUGGCCGGUUGCUUGAGGGUGGCGUCGCUGGCGCUGGGUUCGGGGUACGGAGAGGAGGGGGAGACGGAGGAGAACGAUGUGAUGAUCGAGGUGCAUUUCUGAGGGCGCUGUGCGCACCAUUCUGACGCGUGGUGUGCUGCGAUCCGGCAUUAGAGCUGAUAUGGCAGUCUUUGAAUUAUAGUUAUACACGUAGUUGGUCUAUAUAACUACCAGUAUUUUCAUGUACAGUUUUUCCUUCUGUUGUUGGCGGGUGGAAGAACACCCGUCAUGGACUGUUUUUGCGUGGAGAGAGAUUUCCCCAUCUCAAGCUGUCUCCCUCCUCGUGAUAUACCCUGCACCCUUGCGAGAUCAACAAGAGUGAGUUCCAGCCCGGCUUCAAAUUCAG